Molecule: messenger RNA, 692 nt
Organism: Nicotiana attenuata
Lineage: Eukaryota; Viridiplantae; Streptophyta; Magnoliopsida; Solanales; Solanaceae
Exons: 3
Coding region: 82-573 (163 amino acids)
Source: RefSeq, a predicted model, not a curated record
GGUAGUGUAGGAAGAAAUCAUUAUUGAUAGAUGAGGAGAAAUCGUUGCUGGUAGCUAAGGAAAAAGUCGUUAUUGGCUGAAAUGGAAAGAAUACAAUCAACACAAGAAAGUGAAGAUGGCAGUCAAUCAGUUGAUGCAUUUGCAUCAGUCAUGGGACCUGAGCAUCCAGGUCGCCUAAGAUUGUAUGGACGUGGGGUUACCAAGACUUCCUUAAAAAGAAAAGUGGGAGAUUUUGGACCCUCUUUAAGUUCUACUAAUGAGGUGAUGCAACAAAAAUUGGACGAAAUGGAAGAAAGGAUGCAACAAAGAUUGCAGGAAAAGUUCAAUGCACAAAAAGAUGCCAUCGAACUACAAGUUGCAGUUAACAUCAUUUCACAACUUAAGCAUCUGAAUCCUAAUUUACGGGUUGAUCCCAGCAUGUUAGGUUUCAAUGCUCGUUCAUCUGGAGAAGCUUCCUCUGCACAACAAGCUGCUGUACAACUAAUCAAUCGCCUAUCUACUGGGAGUAAUAAUCAAGGUGGAGCAAUUGAAGAAAGGGAAGAUGGAGAUUGUGAAGAUCUAGAUCUUACUUAAGAACUUUGAAUUGUUGUCCAUGUUCUAGGAAUCUUUUGUUAUCAACAUUUAAAACUUACUCUAACUCUUGAAGUGUUGAAAUAUAAAACUUAUGUGAUUGGGUUAAAAUAUUUUGGUUU